AUGGUAUACACCUCGUUAACUGAGGCUCCCCGCAACCUGAAAGAGGGCAUUGACUGGUUGAUAGCCCUGAAGGGAACUUCUAAAUUUAACAUGCAGGUUUUAGGUCACGCCAUUUACAAUUUUCUCGUAGACAAGCCUGUUGGGACGUUGCUAAUACCAUCGCUCGAGAAUGUUAAACGUCUUUCCAAAGAGUUCCUGGAGCAAAAUGAACUUAAGGACCUGCCGUACGUAGAAGACCUGUUGAGUAAAUUCCAGAAGUCUAUGCAUAUAAAGUCCAGCGGAGCCGCUACGCCCUCCGGCCUUGCGCCCAAAAGCGAUUAUGAGAACAUCGUACAGGCCAAGGGCAUCAAACCUGAGGAGAUCGCAAAGAAUGUAGGCACGGUUGUGGAUGCUUGUGAGAAGUUCUUGGAUGAUAUCAAAAACCCUUACCUCUAUAAGUCUUCUUACUCUCCAGAAGCGACGUGGGAUGCAUCAUGCGCGAAAAACCCGGAAACUUGCGCAGUUAUCCUCGUCGGCAUUGCGCCAAUGUUAUACGUAGGCCUCCAUUCGUUGUCGGAUGCGAACAGUCCUGCAUUAUUGGGAAGGAGAUUGCCUAAUUCGAGGAAUCGUUUGGGAGUGCUAUUGACGGCUGCGGGUUACAAACGGCCACAUUGCCGUGCUGGAAUGAAGGUUUCAGAUGUCCGAGAGGCGUUGCAAAGUGUGAGUUCUAAAAUGUUGGUCACACUAUACGACCUCGCCGGAUUUUGGGCCUUCUAUUGA
Molecule: messenger RNA, 759 nt
Organism: Babesia ovata
Lineage: Eukaryota; Apicomplexa; Aconoidasida; Piroplasmida; Babesiidae
Exons: 1
Coding region: 1-759 (252 amino acids)
Source: RefSeq, a predicted model, not a curated record